Messenger RNA from Anopheles maculipalpis, 1206 nucleotides. Its product is annotated as G-protein coupled receptor 143-like. Gene Ontology annotation, molecular function: dopamine binding; L-DOPA binding; L-DOPA receptor activity. Lineage: Eukaryota; Metazoa; Arthropoda; Insecta; Diptera; Culicidae. The transcript is spliced from 5 exons. Gene Ontology annotation, cellular component: melanosome membrane; plasma membrane. Gene Ontology annotation, biological process: G protein-coupled receptor signaling pathway; melanosome organization; regulation of calcium-mediated signaling. The record is from RefSeq and is a predicted model, not a curated record. The coding region runs from base 1 to 1167 and encodes 388 amino acids.
AUGGCAGACCCAACGAUACAGACGUUCUGCUGCCACAACCGGAUACGAUCACCACCGGCCAUCAAGCUCAUGUCCGAGUUCGAUACGGAUGGGUACAUCGUGGUGUGUUUGGUAUCGUCCGUGUUUGGAAUAGCCGGUGCCAUCUAUCAGAUUUGGAUCCGACAUGAAGAUGGACCCACCCAUCAUGCCGUUCGGCGAAGGCGUGGCGGUGAACUUACCCUCUCGAACCAGAACCUGGGCCGACAGAUCAUUGUCUGGCUAGCGGUAGCUGAUCUGUGUGCCUCAUUAGGUGUAUUCCUUCGUUCAGCUCUCUGGAAGUAUAUUAAGGAUGUGCUACCGCCGGAUAGUGAUGUGGAUGAUACGACGAACGUGAUUUUCUGUGCAGUUUCAUCCGCCUGGAUACAGUACUUUUACAUGUGUACCUGGUUGUGGACACUUUGCUACGCUAUUAACGUCCGGAGACAGCUCAGUGGGGCACGGUACGCACUUCGAACGUAUCACUACUAUGUGUGGAGUAUAUCGGCGGUACUAACUGGGGUUGGAUUAACGGUGCUAUACGUCCCGGAUGCGGAUUGCCACAAUGUCCACGACAUGACGACGGCCUACAUGCGCAUCCUGCCCAACUACGUGAUGACUUACGGACCAAUGAUAGCGGUCAUGGUCGCCAAUCCCGUGAUCUACUAUCAGGCGUCGCGCGAAGUUGACCGGCAGCUUGUGGCCCGUUUCAGCCAAAUGUCCAACACCGAGCGGGACCUGAUGACCAAGUUUAAGCUCAAGUUUUCCCUCAUCAAUCUCGUAUUUUACGUCUGCUGGCUUCCGAAUCUGGUAAACGGUAUCGUGCUGUGGACGAUGUGGUACAAUCUGCCCUUCUCCAUGGUCAUCACUGUGUGGUACAUAAUGGCCAUUACCAACCCCCUGCAGGCGUUCUUUAACUCUCUCGUCUACCAGAAAUGGAACUGCCGGUUGCGAUUCCGGCGUCAGGCGAGUACCGAUUCCAGUGCAGAGCUCAGACGACGCAACCGAGCCUCAAUGGUUUGCAACGAAGGAACGCCCCUGUUGCAGGCAAAGACAGAAUCUCCAUCCGCUUCAACGCUUCACCUAAACCAACCGUCAAUCGAGUUGAUCCCGACACCAACGCGUAGCAUCAACUCCUGCUCGCUCGUAUGACGCCGGAUGUGUUACUUAAUGUGUCGCUUUGGACACAAC